Molecule: messenger RNA, 3237 nt
Organism: Eruca vesicaria subsp. sativa (arugula)
Lineage: Eukaryota; Viridiplantae; Streptophyta; Magnoliopsida; Brassicales; Brassicaceae
Source: the annotation of a GenBank genome assembly
AUGCAGUCUGAAUACGAGAUUAAUACUCUGUACCAAGAAGCUCAGAGUCGUUGGUUGAAACCCCCUGAGGUUCACUUCAUUUUGCAGAAUCAUGAACGUUAUCAGCUAACACAUACCCCACCUCAAAACCCUACUAGUGGAUCUUUGUAUCUAUUCAAUAGAAGAGUUCUUAAAUUCUUCCGUAAAGAUGGUCAUCAAUGGAAGAGAAAGAAGGAUGGUAGAGCUAUCUCUGAAGCUCACGAACGACUUAAGGUGGGUAACGUUGAGGCUUUGAGUUGUUAUUAUGUCCAUGGAGAGCAGGACCCUAAUUUUCAGAGACGUAUCUACUGGAUGCUAGAUCCGGGGUACGACCAUAUUGUCCUUGUUCAUUACAGGGAUAUUAGUGACUUUAGAGAGGGAAGACAAACUAGUGGAACUGUUUUGCAGUUCUCACAGAAUGCUUCCACUCUCUUUUCAAGUCCAAGCUCCAUUGGUACUCAGAAUACAAGCUACAAUCACUACAAUGGUGUCUCUACUUCUACUUCUCCAGGCAUUGCAGAGGUUAACUCUGAAGUUUUCUUCAAUAGUAACGGAGUUGAGACCCCGGAGGGAAGUGGAAGUUCUUAUGAGCUUGAAAAUAGGCAGGCUAUAAAGAGGCUUGAGGAACAACUUAGUCUCGGUGAUGAUAUUGUUAGUACUGUAGAUCCACUCUACGGUCAAAACGAAAGUUUGGAUAGUCUCCAAUUCCUUGCUCAGCCAGCAGCUGUGUAUCAGAGACCAGAGAAUAAUAACAAGCUAGAAAGAUGUUAUGGAGGUUAUGUUGGAGCACAGUAUAAUGCUAAUACUGGAGAUCCACUCUACAGUCAAAACGAAAGUUUGGAUAGUCUCUUAUCUUUGGACUGUGCUGAGGACAUCAAUCACCUUACUCAACCAGAAAGUGAACAUCAGAGACCUGAGAAUAACAGACUAGUGAGAUGUAAUGGAGGGUAUAUUGGAGCUGAUUAUCAUCCUAACAAUCUCACACUCGUAAAGAAUGAUUCAGGUGGUACUGGAGGGAGUGGUGAUCAAGAGUCUGAAUCUUGGAAAGAUGUGUUGGAGGCAUGUGAGGUUUCUAUAGCUCUUAACUCUGAGCAUGGAAGCACACCAAGUUCAGCGAAAGGAUUGCUAUCUGGAAUGCAGGAGGAUUCUAACUGGAGUUACAGCAACCAGGCUGACCAAGAUACAUUGUUGUUGCCUCAAGAACUUGGUUCGUUUCAACAUCCUACUUGUUAUCCUGAGCUAGGAGCUCCUGAGAUUAUGCAAAAGUUUACUAUCCAGGACGUUUCACCAGAGUGGGGUUACGCGAAUGAAACUACAAAGGUGAUAAUCAUUGGAUCAUUUCUCUGUGAUCCAACGUGGUCUUGCAUUUUUGGAAGCGUUGAAGUUCCUUUUGAGAUCAUCAAAGAAGGUGUUAUACGAUGCCAAGUCCCUCCAUCUCUCCCUGGCAAAGUGAACUUACGCAUUACUUCUAGAGAUGGACUCUCUUGUAGUCAAACAAGAGAAUUCGAGUAUCGUGACAAGCCUGACAUAUCUUCCCGUAAGUGCAGUCGAGAUCAGCUUUUCUUACUCGUAAGCUUUGUGCAAACACUUUUAUCCGAUAGAAGAAGUACCAUAGAACCAGGCAUUGGUAAGUUGAAGAAUAUCAAAGCUGAUGAUGAUGAAUGGAGUCAUAUCAUUGAUACGAUUCUAGAUGACACUGCAACACCAUCAAAUACAGUUGAUUGGCUUCUACAAGAGCUACUUAAAGAUAAACUAGAUGCGUGGCUGUCUUCGAGAUCCCACGAUGAAGAUCAAACAUCUUGUUCUUUGUCAAAGAAAGAACAAGGUAUUAUUCAUAUGGUUGCAGGCCUAGGCUUUGAGUGGGCACUCCAUCCAAUUCUUGGUCUUGGUGUCAGUGUGGAUUUUCGUGAUAGUAAUGGUUGGAGUGCUCUUCAUUGGGCUGCACGAUAUGGAAGAGAAAAAAUGGUGGCUGCACUUAUAGCUGCAGGGGCAUCAGCUGGUGCAGUGACUGAUCCCAAUGCGCAAGACCCAGCCGGUAAAACCGCAGCUUCAAUAGCUUCCUCUAACGGCCACAAGGGUCUCGCAGGUUACUUAUCCGAGAUGGCAUUAACAAACCAUCUCUCUUCGCUCACACUCGAGGAAACAGAACAUUCUCUAGGCUCAGCUCAAGUGCAAGCAGAGAUGAUAGUGAAUUCCAUCUCAGGAAGAAGUCCUCCGGUUAAUGAUGAUCCACAUUCACGUGCUGCAUUGAGAAACGUAGCUCAAGCAGCUGCGAGAAUCCAAGCAGCGUUUCGUGCACAUUCGUUUAGAAAGCGACAAGAGAGGGAAGCAGCUAUGGCUGCUUGCUAUCAAGAGUAUGGGAUCUAUGCAGAUAUUGAAGGGAUCGCAGCCAUGUCGAAGCUAGCGUUUGGAAAUGUGAAGAACUAUAAUUCAGCUGCUUUGUCUAUCCAGAAGAAGUACCGUGGCUAUAAAGGUCGAAAAGAGUUUCUAGCUAAGCGUCAAAAAGUAGUGAAGAUACAGGCUUAUGUUAGAGGUUACCAAGUAAGGAAACAUUACAAGGUAAUCUGCUGGGCAGUAGGGAUUCUAGAUAAGGUUGUACUGAGGUGGAGAAGAAAAGGUGUUGGCCUAAAAGGGUUUAGGCAAGACGUAGAGAGUAGAGAGGAGGAGAGUGAAGAUGAAGACAUUCUCAAAGUGUUUCGCAAGGAGAAAGUAGACGGAGCAGUGAACGAGGCUUUCUCUCGUGUUCUGUCAAUGACUAACUCUCAAGAGGCUCGCCAGCAGUAUCAGCGCGUGCUCGAGAGAUACUGUCAGACAAAGGCUGAGCUUGGGAAAACAGAGACAUUAGGAACAGAUGGUGGUGAUGAGGAGGAGGAUGAUGUGUUGCUGGACAUAGCGGAUAUGCGAUACGAGAAUUUGCGUACAAUGCCUUGAGAGGGAAAGACAGGCAGAUAGAUUAAAAAAAUGAACUGUGGAUUUAGAGGUAUUAAAUAAUGAUAAUAGUCUGUAGAUUUAUGAAGUUUUAUGAGUGGAAGUAGUUUUGUAGAGUGAUGCAUUGAAGAAGAAGAAGAAAACAAGUGGGAAAAGCUGUUAUUAGUUGUGAGUGUUUGUAAAUGAUCUCCCUCUAUUGUGGCUAACUUAUAAAAGCUUAAAUGGUUUUUUCUUGUAAAAAUUGAAAUAAAAAAACAAAGAUGACAAAUAGAGGUGUGACGUGCGUAUUUG